Rotaria socialis is the source of this 1353-nucleotide messenger RNA. The record is from the annotation of a GenBank genome assembly. Lineage: Eukaryota; Metazoa; Rotifera; Eurotatoria; Philodinida; Philodinidae.
AUGAAUGAGCAGACAUUUUUACGACCAAAUCCAAUAGUAUCCGAGUUGCGUCGAACGUCAUUAAAAACCUUCUUAGAUACUCGUAUGACGACGAAACCAAGCGUUUCGAGACGAAUGAAAAAUUGUUUGUUUUGUGGUCUAUAUCAACAGCGAUCAGAUUCACCGACACAUGGAUCAAGAUCAAAAUUACACUCCAAAAUUAUUGAAAUGGCUGGCGAGAGCAGUGAUUCAGUGGAAUGGUACACAGCUGAAUGUGGAACAUCGCAAUAUACAUUACCUAAACGAUACCAAGAAUUAAGUCCCAUUGGCCAAGGAGCAUUUGGAGCUGUAAUCCGUGCUGUCGAUGUAGUAACUGGUAAAGAUGUUGCAAUAAAAAAGAUGCUUCGACCAUUUCAAAGUGAAACACACGCUAAACGAACAUAUCGAGAGCUUAAAUUACUUAUGCAUCUGAAUCAUCGUGAUGCACAAGUUGUACAAUUAUACAAUGCAUUUACACCGGAAAAGAAUGUGAACGAUUUUCAAACGAUAUAUUUUGUCCUGAAUUUUGUUGAUUAUGAUUUGAGUAAAGUCAUCAAACGUGGAAAACCAUUUACAGAAGAUCAUAUUAAAUUAUUAAUUUAUUCUCUUCUUCGCGGUUUGAAAUUUAUUCAUUCAGCCGGUGUCAUUCAUCGUGAUUUGAAACCAACCAAUAUUGGAAUUAGUCAAAAUUCCGAUCUCACAAUUCUUGACUUUGGUCUAGCUCGUGUUGCAACUAACGGUCUUCAAACUGGUUAUGUAGCUACAAGAUGGUGGCGUGCUCCAGAAGUAUUUAUUAAUUGGGAACGUUAUGAUGAAAAAGUUGAUAUAUGGUCUGUGGGCUGUAUUAUGGCUGAAUUGAUUCUUCUUAAACCUCUGUUUGCUGGAACAGAUCAUAUUGAUCAAUUAACAAAAAUAUUUGAUAUUGUUGGUACACCUGAUUUAGCAACUUUAGAUGAAGUUUGUGAACCAUAUGCACGUGACUAUAUUCAUAAAUUACCAACAAAACCUAAACAAGAUUAUAAAAAACUAUUUGGUUAUAAAUAUGAACCAGGAUCUCGAAUACCAGUGUCCGGUGUAUCACCUCAAGGUAUUGCAUUAUUGGAUCGUUUGUUAUCAUUUGAUCAUCGUACACGUCCAACAGCUCAAGAAGCAUUAUCUGAUUCAUAUUUUGAACAUUUACAUGACCCAAUGGAAGAACCAUCAGCAGAAGUUUUAGUUGAUGAACAUCAAGAUGCAACUUAUCCAAUAGCAAAAUGGAAAUCUAUCUUAUGGAAAAUGAUCGAAGAUUUUGAACCACCACCAUGGGCCAUUGAAGAUAAUGAUGAUGAUAUUUAA